This is a messenger RNA of Trichoderma gamsii, 414 nucleotides long. RefSeq lists its product as hypothetical. The record is from RefSeq and is a predicted model, not a curated record. The coding region runs from base 1 to 414 and encodes 137 amino acids. The transcript has a single exon. NCBI's taxonomy places the organism in Eukaryota, Fungi, Ascomycota, Sordariomycetes, Hypocreales, Hypocreaceae.
AUGGGAGAAAUUCCCGCGUCGAGGCGCAGACCUGUGCCUCAUCUUACCCUCUGGAUCUGGUCCUGGCACAACGCGCGAAUUGCAGCAACGAAAAAGCGACGGGUAAGAUUAAUCCAACCGCUCGGGGCCGUCAUCCGUAAGCAGCAGCCAGCGCAGCUACGGAGUACAGUCGAGGAGGCUCAAGCCAGCACGCGAGCACAGUACGAACAGCAUUCUGAGUUUGCUGUCCCGCAGUGCAACCCCAGACGAUCAGAAUCCUUUGGGCCAAUGCAGCCCUUCGGGGCCAAAGUUUGCAGCGAGAGCACAUGCCUUGCAGCCUCACCCAACAAUUGGCUCACGCAAGCCUGUGACGACGACGACAACGACGAGCUCUCAAAUCUGCGCGGGUCGCCGUCACAUGGGGAAACGAGAUAG